UCGUACGAGUCCCUUUCUAUGUUACCUACAUGGGUAUCCUCAUAAAGAUAGUGAUAUAUGCAUAUUAGAGAGAUAUGCAUUAAUAUAUGCAUUAAAUGGUUCCUUAGUGGGUCUCCGAAAUUUCCCACUCUUCUGGUCCCCGAGAAGAAAAGACUUAGAAAAGACAAGACGACAAGAACCCCUAUUCGACCACAAUUUUCAAGAUGACAAGCGAGACUCUACCGCAAAGCCUUGAAUUCCUCACUGAUGCCGCACACCUUCUCGUGAAGACGGCGCCUGAGACCUCGGCGUACCUUAUGACGCGGCGGAACUCGCUAAUAUUCCACAAUGAUUUAGAGCAGUCGGACUUGCAAAGACAACAUGUGUGCGGUGCCUGUGGACAUAUCAUGAUCCCCGGCCAAGGAAGCGAGCUAAAGAUAGAGACAAACAUGAACUCACAGCGAAAAAAGUUGAAAAGGAAGAAGGAUAGCUCCAAGGCUAUAACUGGGAAGAGCACACCAAUAGCCGAUCGUCGAAAGAAGUUUACUUGUGGGAUGUGCGGUCGGUACACCGAUAUUGUAUUUCCUCCCGUAGCGCCUAUAUCUGGGCGUCGUCUACUAAAGCCAACAAAGUCCAUGAGUUUAGGCACAGCUCACCGCAAUGCGCCUAUACCCUCCGAGCCAGCUAAAGUCUCAGCAAGUGCUAGCAGCAAGAAGAGGGCCAAGAGUAGAAAACAAGGCCUUCAAGCUUUGCUUCAGCAGGCUCAAUCUUCUGCAUCGAAAUCUCAGAGUGGUCUUGGCUUGAGUUUGAGCGACUUCAUGUCAAAAUGAUCUAUCUACAUUAGGUACCUCCUAGUAUUGAGGUACUGGAUUACAUUACACCAAUCAGGUGCUGCAUUGCUUACAAAAAGUUGCCGUGGCAGGAGACUUCUCGACCCUUCCAACAGGGGCUAGCAAUCACUAGCUCUCGGGCGAUAGUGGUGCUGUGUGCCACUGAUAAGAUUUGGGUUGUGGGAUAUGUCAUAACCCCGCGCUACCGCGACAAUUGCCCCUCCAGAUUUUUAUUUCAAGUCAAACACAAUAGAAGUAGUCGAUCAACAUAUUUAUAUAUUUAUAUUUUGACGACGAGUAAAGAACCAAAACAAUUUUUUAUCGACAAGAGCUGAAAAUAACAAUACGAUUCAAAAUGCCUACAGUCGACGAACCAGGACACUCGACCAUUGUUUCCCCGCCCGACUUCUUCGAGUCCAUCGGCCACAAAGCUGGACAUCUCGCCUCCACUACUGAUGGAACAACUGGAACAAAUGGAGUCGCGGAUACGAAUGGCGACGAGGAGAAGGUUGUCGAGGAAAUCGAGUCGCUGUGCAUGAACUGCCAUGAAAAUGUAUGU
Molecule: messenger RNA, 1368 nt
Organism: Daldinia loculata
Lineage: Eukaryota; Fungi; Ascomycota; Sordariomycetes; Xylariales; Hypoxylaceae
Exons: 1
Coding region: 204-809 (201 amino acids)
Biological process (GO): tRNA processing
Cellular component (GO): nucleolar ribonuclease P complex
Source: RefSeq, a predicted model, not a curated record